GGUCGUUUUCACGUUUCAUCAGCCAAACACAAAGUAGGGAAAGUGGCGGAAAAUAAUCUUCGUGGGUACUUUACCAAUAGCAGUCCUGUCCUGGGAUCUUAUUCCACUCUGCAACAGCUUCAAAGAAGUAGAAAGCGAAAGUUAAACGUGUUGUUGGGAGCCGCAGUGGAAAAAUCCCCUCCACUCUGAGAGCUUAUAAAGGCUGACAGAGGAGCCGCCUCACAACAACCCGGCGCACGAGCUCACAGGAAAUCAUCCUGGGACUGAGAAAGGGAAACCAUUUAAGCCGAAAAAAUGAAAAAGCUUUGGGGCAAGAUGUCGAAAAGGGUGCAAAGAAUGGACAGCACCAAGCCUUUGAUGCAGAACAACAACGACUAUGACGGUCCUGAAUCUGAGAAAGGACCGCUCUCACGGGAGCUCCGUUCAGUGUGCUCUGAUGACGCUCCAGACAGUGAGCAGAUUUCCUCCCAUCACACUGAGAGGAGCGGUGAUCAGCGUACGCAGAGAUCCGAGCCCCUGAGCUUCCCAGAGCCUCCGGCAGACCUGGGAAAACAUCUGGAUCAGCAUCUGGAAGCUGUAGAUGAAAUAGUCAAAAAUAAUCACGCCACAUCUGGAGAUGACUUCCUCUGUCAGAUACGUGAUCACUUUGACGCUCUGCUCCAGAACGUCAGCACCACCAAGAGCUGGACAGUCCUGACAAACUGGGUCUCACAGAGGAAGGAUCAACUCGAUCACUCUGACCUUGGUCUGCUGGAUGAAUGGGAAUUAACAGCAGAGGACAAACUGCUGGAGAUAGUAAAGGUGGAAGUCAGAGAUUCCCUGGAAAAAAUCCUGGAUGCUGAUCGAACACAAAUAGAUUACAGUGAGGAGACCUACGCUCAACUUUAUGUGGACGUUAUUCAGUGUGUUAAUGCAAUGCCCAAAUUAGUGCAGGAGAAGAGAUUACUGAGUAUUGAGGUGAAGAAGGUUUGCUUUCAAGAGCUGCAGAGUUUUGUGGAAAGGUACAACUCAGAGCAAGUUGAGAAACUCCGUAAAAAAGCUGAAGCAUGGAGGGAAAUCCCAGAAACCCUCUGGGUCUUCCUGAAGACUCUGAAAACCUGUAUAGAGCUAAGGCAGCACAUCCAGGCUGAAGGAUGCGCCAGAGCAGGCUCUGUGGACGAAACCAAGAAAACACUUGAAAAGUUGAAGGGUCUAACUCUGGAUCUUACAAAGAAAAUUGCAAAUGAACUUGCUGAGAGCUGCCUGAAGGAUUACUUCAAAUCGGCCAGCAGGUCAUCUGGGUGCUUUUUACUCCGCCAGCCUGGUGAAAGAGACUGUGAGCUGUUUGACUCUUUGCGGAACCAUUUUCCCAAGGUGCCUUAUGCUUUGGAUGAACAAACCAUUGUGAUGAAUGAGGUUUAUAAGGUCGUUGCUCACUCUUACCUCAAACAUGUCCUCCAAAAAAGUCACCCAAUACUGAAAAAGCAAUGGCGCUCUGAUGUUGGUAAAGCAGUCAAGGAGGAUGCCGACGAGCUUCACAACACCAUCUCAGAUCUGGCUCCUGGUGUCCAGAAGUGGAAUCGCCUGCUGCUGGUGAUCCAAGAGGUGUCAAACUGCAAAGACCUCGACUCAUACAAGCUCACCAUCGCAUUGAAACAGAAAGAGAUUGAGAAGCAGAGUGAGGACCAGGAGCUUGUAACCAAACUGCUGCGGUGGAGGGGUCUUCCUGAAGGUCAAGUCAGAGAAGUUCUGGAUGCUUUACCUGGCCGUCCACCCAGACCCAAGUCUAAACCCUUAGUUUUGCGUUUCAGCUGCUGCCGCUGCUGCCGCUGAACUACAAGCAACUGCACAAACCUGACAUAUGUAAAGUUUGUAAAUGUAUUGAUUAAACACUUUCCGUUAAGAUCAAGCCAGGUCUACUGUAAAUCUCCUUCAUUCAGGUGGAAAUUUUUAAGCAAAAAAAAAAAAAAAAGAAAAAAAGAAAAAAAAGUUCUCAUUGUAAUAAUGCUAACGUUCAAUGCUGCUUCCUGCACCUUUAUCAUAACUGAGCGAUGCCUUCUCAGCUUGUGUUUGGGGUGGUUUUUGUUUUUGUCUGCCUCAAUAUUCUUCAACUUGUGUGUGACUCAAUAGGAGUCUGUCUUAACUGCAGGUUCUUCAUUUAGGUAUCGGCAAUCUUUGUUCUUUUGUCUUUUUUGUUGCAGUGAGUUUUUCCGCUCGCUCUGUUUUGUGCUUUUCUUUUCAUUUUCUGCUUCAGAAAGUGUUUCAGAAACGGCAACAAGACUUUUAAUGUCAGUAGUUUACUGUUAAAUUGCCCUGGUUUCGUUACGGGUUACGUUUUGUUUGUGAUGAUUCAUAUGAACUGAGGUACCAAGGAGUUUCUAGAAUAUUCAGAAGAGUUUAACAAUAAUAAAGAAAAGGGAAACUCCUUCCCUUACUGAUCAAAUCUUUUUUUAAUUAUUUCUAUUUUUUACAGUUUUAGAUAGCUUUUACGUGCUAUAUUUGUAUGUUAAUAUUUUUAUAAUUUUAUUUAUGAAAGAUAAUAUUUUUAACAGUCUAUUAUUCUUCCUUGUACUUGAAUUUCCUGAAUCUACUUCUAAAUUUCUGUAAUGAGGCUCCUGCUAAACAAGACAGGGAAUAAAUCAACAGAGGAGUACUGUAUUGAAUUGUAAAUGUUUUUAUUUUGCAUUUCUCAUUUUCUUUUCUUCAAUAAAUUAAGGUACUGUUGUAAAGGAUAUUCUUUCUCUCAUCAUGUUUGCUGAGUAUCAGGGAGGAAUUUUCUUGUACUGACCAAAUGUCAAUAAAAUGAAUUCAAAAAUGA
Molecule: messenger RNA, 2797 nt
Organism: Gambusia affinis (western mosquitofish)
Lineage: Eukaryota; Metazoa; Chordata; Actinopteri; Cyprinodontiformes; Poeciliidae
Exons: 11
Coding region: 295-1812 (505 amino acids)
Source: RefSeq, a predicted model, not a curated record